GACGGGCACUACUGAGGGAAUAAUGGGAAUGGUCGUGUAGUAAGCUCCUGGAAUGUGGAAGCAAUAAUUUAAAAUAACCUCGUUGCGAUGAAUCCGUCGUAGGUGAGCACAGUGUUAAAAGGGCAGGAAUAGGGAAUCACAGGCAGGGUAUUAUCAACAUGACAGGCGCCAAUGGCCAUAGCGUUGGUGGUAAAGCUGGCAAGCAAAGCAGAUCGAAAGCUGCUAACACUGCAGGUGUGCACCCGGCAACAGCUUCGAGCAAUAAUGUCAGCAAAUCUUCCGGCGAGGAAGACGAAAAAGAUGGUGGGGUGCUUUUCUAUGUGAAUAAAAGUGGCUUCCCGAUUGAUGAGCGAACUUGGCAAAGAAUGUGGACGCAUGUGGCAAAAAUACAUCCUGAAGGGAAGGAGAUGGAGGAAAGCAUACGGAAUGCUGCAUUUAUACCCCGUCCUCCAGUACCGUUACUGCCAAAAUACAAGCAGUCCAUGUCAGUGCCAGAAUGGCUGCGCACAAUACAAAGCUACAUGAAGCUUCUGCAAUACAAUCACACUGGAACUCAGUUCUUUGAGAUUAAGAAAAUCAGACCUUUGAGCUGGUUGAUGGACACAGCCAGAGAAAUGACUCGUGAAUCAUUGCCAAUUAAAUGCCUUGAAGCUGUGAUUCUUGGAAUAUACCUUACUAAUGGACUAGCAGUCAUAGAACGCUUUCCAAUCAGCUUUAAGACCCAGUUCUCAGGGAAUUGCUUUCACCAUGUGGUGCUUGGUGUCUAUUACAAUGGUCGCUAUGGCACACUGGGUAUGAGCAGGAGAGAGGACUUGAUGGACAAGCCCUUGAUUUUUCGAACACUCAGUGACUUGUUUUUUGAAUUUGAGGAGUCCUACAGAAAGUACCUGCACACUGUGAAAAAGGUGAAGAUUGGCUUGUUUGUAUCACAUGACCCACACAGUUUCCAGCAGAUUGAAUGGAAGCACUUAGUUCUAAACACAGGCAAGAUGAGCAGAGAAGAAGUGAGGAAGGAAUUGGAGAAGCAUGCUCGAGAUAUGAGAAUGAAGAUGAUAAAAAUCUCAGGUUCCCAGUCUCCGGUUAAAGAACGACAACGGGGAAAAUCUUUGUCACCUCGGCGCCGCCAAAUAAGCCCUCAGAGACGACUUAACCGAAGAGAGAAAUCGCCUGCCAUAACAGAACGGAAGCCAGCAGAACUCAGCACACUGAAUGAUGUUGGAUAUCAAAUCCGCAUCUAAAGAAGCCAUGGAGUGAAAGCUUUUACUUUUCACUAUCUAUAAUGGUGCUCUUCCAUGCACUUUACUUUCCAAAUCUUAAUGGAUGAACGCUACUCAUGAUGGUUGGCGUACACUUUUGUUUGGACAAUGAAACCCAGAAGGUCAAAAAAGUGGUGCACUAAUCUAUGUAUCCUGUGUAUUUUGUACAUAAAACAAAAUUACAUGAAUCUAUUCCCCAAUUGCAGCACUGUGAUUAAUAUUCAUAUUACUGGUUCGUAGCUAUUGGGAGGCAUUAUAGUGUGAAUCCCAUGGCUGAAA
This is a messenger RNA of Pristis pectinata (smalltooth sawfish), 1535 nucleotides long. It is a transcript of the gene vash2, whose product is annotated as vasohibin 2. The coding region runs from base 159 to 1238 and encodes 359 amino acids. NCBI's taxonomy places the organism in Eukaryota, Metazoa, Chordata, Chondrichthyes, Rhinopristiformes, Pristidae. Gene Ontology annotation, cellular component: cytoplasm. Gene Ontology annotation, biological process: regulation of angiogenesis. The transcript has 7 exons. The record is from RefSeq and is a predicted model, not a curated record.